CCCGGGCUGCUGGGUGAAGCGCGGACACUGUUUGGCGGUGAGUCUGGGGCCGGCCGGAGCUCAAAGCCUCAGACCGCGGGAGACGUCCAAAGAAACGAAGGACUUGGUGUUCCGGAGCGGCCGCCCCUGACUGCGGGUUCCCCGCCUGCCGCCGCGGACGCCCCCGCCCUCGCCGCCUGGAGAACCGGCCCUGAGAGGCCUCUAGGCCUAGGCGCGGCCCGCGGAGCCCGACGUGUUGCUGCUGCCGGAGCUGCUGUGAGUAAUACGAGCGCCCUCUCCACGGUCGUUUGCAGAUUAAAAUGGAGGAAAUUUCGUUGGCUAACCUGGAUACUAACAAGCUAGAGGCCAUCGCUCAGGAGAUAUACGUAGACCUGAUAGAGGAUUCUUGUUUGGGCUUCUGCUUUGAGGUGCACCGGGCAGUCAAGUGUGGCUACUUCUACCUGGAGUUCGCGGACACUGGUAGUGUGAAGGAUUUUGGCAUUCAGCCAGUGGAAGAUAAAGGAGCAUGCCGCCUCCCGCUUUGCUCCCUUCCUGGAGAAUCUGGGAAUGGGCCCGAUCCGCAGCUGCAACGCUCACCUCCGGAAUUCCAGUAGCCGCAACGUGAGAGGGCCUAAGUGUGACCAGGACAGUAACCUAGACCGGUCCUGUGGUCUGGAGAAGUUAGGUAGCUGAGUAGAAAAAAAUAAAAUCAGACAAAAGUCCCAAUUCCCAUUGAAGAGUCUAGCCUUUAAAAGCCCAAAGUGGAGAAUUUUAAAAUUCGGAUUUUUUUUCUAAGUAUAUUAUCUGGGAUCAGCUUUGAAACCCUGGGCAGGAGGAUCUGUGCAUCUUGUGUGCCAUGCAAUGCAGGUUGAUCUCUAAACACAGCAGGAAGUGCACAAGAUCCCUGUACUGCCCCCAGUGCACAGGUGAGCAGCUGUGUGCCCAGCAUACAAGAUCCUUUGGUUACUCAUCCUGUCAGUCUGCCUGAUGUGAAGGGCUUCCUGGAUAACUGACACUUUGGACAUAACUGAUGGUCAGGCCUUUAUCUUUGGGCCUCUUUGGGACUGCUGCUCUGGUCUGGGCCUCUGAUUUGGGCUUCUCCAGGACAAAAUGAAAGUCAGGUAUGAAAUCUGGAUAUCAAGAAUUACAGUUUGGGGAAACUCAGAAAAAGGAUUUCCAGCUGAUUGUGAUAGGGGAAGGUCUGUGGUGUUGGCUCCAACAAGAAGAAAAGGUCAAAGCCAUCAGCUUCCCAAAGGUCCAGCAUUUACAGUGACUUCAACGGACUUGGGGACAAGGACUAGCCUUUUGCUGAACAGAGCCCUCUUUCUGGCGCCCCACCUGGUGGCAUAGGCUUAGCAAAUGGACAACUUGGUUAUCCAGGCAGGUUGAGGAUUUGGUUAUGGUCCCUUGGGGAGGUAGCAGGGGCUUCUGCAACUAUGCACGAUCUCUCAAACUGCAAGAUUCCUAUCUGGAUAUAUUCUUCUGUGGACAACAGUUUGGUGGGGUAGUCAUUUUCCUACUCUUGAGUUCUAGUUACCUAGCCAGUCCAUGGGCCUGACUUGGUCAUUAUGCCAGGUCACUACCUGCCUUCUGUCCUAGGGGCAGGCCUGAACUAUAGAGGAGCAUCAUGACUGUGCAAGAGGCUAUGGUUUGAAAGCUGAGCCCAGAGUGGACCUCUUCCAGCAGCCCUCAAUAAUGUGAAUGGGUUAGUGAUAGGAGCCAAGGAGCAGGACUGGGUUUUCUCCCAUCUGCCUGUGCAGUGUCCUAUUGAAUGCCCCUGUUCCUUGGGUUGUGCAGUUACAGAGCUCUGCUGUCUUACCUCUAGGCUGACAUCACCUUCUCUGCCCCUCGCCAAGGGCAGCCCUUUCACUUGGUCCUCUUUGGAUCUUGAUUACAGGAGCUGUUUGUUGUUGAAAGGGAAGGGCCCCCGAAAUUCCCUGGCUUCAGGGAAUGGGAUAGGAGAGGAUGGAAAAUGUGAGCCACGUGUCAAAACUACCCUCACUUUAUCCCAGUUGAGGGUUUAUGACGUGUAGAGGUGUGGGAGCCCCAAGGUGAGCAGGAACGGUGCUGCUUUAUUUGAAAUGGUUUCUUACCUCAUUCUGUGCCCCACUAAGGGGCCCAGCCUCAUCCGUCUGGCUUGGCCUCACGUUCCUCCUUUUCCCUGCUCCACUGCCUAUCUGGUGCAGCUCAUGACUCCAGGUGCUGCCUGCCUGCCACCCUGCUUUCACAGUGACCAGCUUCAGUUCAUCCCUUGAUGCUCCUGCUUCUGAAGCCUGUCCAGUUUCCUUUUUCCUUGGCUUCUUUUAAGUUUUUAACCCCCCCUUGUUUUUGUGGGAGACUCAGAAGAAAUUAUGGCUCCUGCUGUUGAGAUUAGGAUGGGAAGAAAACCCAAAGUGGACAAACUGAAAUGUAUACCUUAUCUCUAAUUGUUUGUAAAUGAAAGGCAAUGUGAUUCCCAAGUCUUUCUCUUAUAGAACUGCCUUGCUAAUAUGCCUUCCUGCUGUGUCUUACUUCAUGAGGAGUUAUAUCUCCCCACUUCCACUUGAAUAUUGCUUCCUAAGACCUAAGCAGAAGAACAGUAAAAGCUAGAGACAAACACAUGGAUGGAGUGGGUCCUGAUCCAUUUUCUCUAACCCUGGCUGUGCAUGUAUCCUUCCUUAUUCCAGAAGGAAUAGUCUGGACUAUGUCACUGAUUUGGGUUACAUGCUCUAGAAGAUUCAGGAAACCAUUAGUAAUAGGGCCUCAAGACUAGAUUAUUGCAUCUCUUCCCCUAGAGUUGUCGUGGUAGGGGCCUAGUUACAGAUUGGUCUUCAAUUCAAGAAUUGUGACUACUUUUUAAAAAGUCACACCUUGGCAAGAACUAAUAUAAUUUUGGGUAAUCUGCCCUUGACUUUUUAUAGACAUCUUUCUAAAGGGAUAUAAAGGUAAAGGAAGGUCUAACUGAGACUCUGGCCUACUUCCAGAUAAUGUCUGGGAAACAGGCUGAAGGUAAGGCCAUGAUUCACCCUUCCUUCAUGGAGGAAGCUCAGAUUGUGACAUUAUCAUUUUUUUUCUGACCUUUUCUCCUGGUUAGAGGAGGAAGUGGGAAGUUCAUAUUAUCUCUCUCUUGGUUUUUGGUUUUUGCCCCACACUGUUAGGGCAGUAGCCCCCUGCCCUGGAUGGGUAUGAGGUGGGCUGGAACAAACUCUUUGUUUUGGUGGAGAUAAUGCUCCCUACCAUAUAGUUGACAGUGGUUAGGAAAUCUCCCUUUCCCUACCUAUCUUCCCUUUAACAGCAAAAUUCCUGUCCUUUCCUCCUCAAAUGUAUUGAUCACUCUGUAAUUCUAUUAUGUAUCUGUGUGUGUGUGUGUGUGUGUGUGUGUGUAUGGGGGAAAGGGGUUCUUUACAAAUUUUCUGUGGUUUGUGGCUUUUUCUUCCAAACAUUAGUUUCUAUCACCGCAUGCCCAGGGGCCAUUGCCUGGCAUUAUAGCAUGCUGGGAUCAUUGGGGAAGUGUAGUGAAACUCACCCCUGUCCUUUGUUUUGGAGAUUCUUAUUUUUGCAUAAGUAGUCUAUCCUAUACAGAUUGCUGUGUAUUCCCCUUGCCCCUAUGGCUGCUGGUGUAAAUAAAUUGCAUCUCCCCAUUGGUAAACAGUAAUAAUAAAAUUUUAAAAAAUGAUUUUA
Miniopterus natalensis is the source of this 3639-nucleotide messenger RNA. RefSeq names its product ataxin 7 like 3B (gene ATXN7L3B). Lineage: Eukaryota; Metazoa; Chordata; Mammalia; Chiroptera; Miniopteridae. The record is from RefSeq and is a predicted model, not a curated record. Gene Ontology annotation, biological process: regulation of gene expression.